AUGAGCAACAAGGCUGUCGCCGAGAACAUGCUCUGGGGAGGUCGUUUCACCCAGGGCCUCGACCCCCUCAUGGUGAAGUACAAUGAGUCCCUGCCCUAUGACCGCAUCAUGUGGAAGCAGGAUAUCGCCGGCUCCAUCGCCUUCGCCCGUGCCAACAUGAAGAACGGCAUCCUGACCCCCCACGAGUUCGCCGAGAUCGAGCGCGGCUUCAAGGUCAUCUCGGAGGAGUGGCGCACAGACACCUUCGAGGCUAAGCCCAAUGACGAGGAUAUCCACACUGCCAACGAGCGCCGUCUCGGCGAGAUCAUCGGAAAGGAGAUUGGCGGCAAGCUGCACACCGGUCGCUCGCGUAACGAGCAGGUCGCUACCGAUAUGCGCUUGUGGCUGCGCGAUGAGCUGCGCGUCCUGGACAGCCAGCUCUGCGACCUCAUCAAGGUUUCCAUUGCCCGUGCGGAGAAGGAGAUUGACUACAUCAUGCCUGGUUACACUCACUUGCAGAAGGCCCAGCCCGUCCGCUGGUCCCACUGGAUGCUGUCGCACGCCACUGCCUUCGCGAGCGAGCUGCAGCGUCUGCGUGAGGUGAUCCGCCGUGUGAACCGAAGCCCUCUGGGCUGCGGUGCUCUCGCUGGUAACCCCUUCAACAUUGACCGUGAGGCUAUGGCCAAGGAGCUGGGCUUCGACGACCUGCUUUACAACUCGAUGAACACCGUUGGUGACCGUGACUUUGCUAUGGAGACCAUGCAGUGGGGUAGCUCUUUUAUGCUCAAGAUCUCUCGCUGGGCUGAGGACUUGAUCAUCUACAGCAGUCUGGAGUUCGGUUUCGUGCGCCUGUCCGAUGCGUACUCCACUGGCUCUUCCCUGAUGCCCCAGAAGAAGAACGCCGACAGCCUGGAGCUGCUCCGCGGCAAGUCUGGCCGUGCUUUUGGUCAGAUGGCUGGUCUGAUGAUGACCAUCAAGGGCCUGCCCACGACCUACAACAAGGAUCUGCAGGAGAGCAUCGAGCCCCUGCUCGACCACAUCAAGACCGUUAGCGACAGCAUCCUGAUCGCCACCGGUGUGCUGUCCACCCUGACCGCCAACCCUGAGAAGAUGGUUGCCGCUUUGGCUCCCGAGAUGUUGGCCACCGAGAUCGCUGACUACCUCGUCCGCAAGGGCGUUCCCUUCCGUGAGGGCCACCACAUCUCCGGUCGCGUGGUCCAGCUUGCUGAGAGCACCAAUGUCCCCAUGGACACCCUGUCCCUCGAGCAGCUCCAGGGCUUGGACUCUCGCUUUGAUGCGGAUGUUCAGGCUUGUCUCGACUAUGAGCGUGCUGUUGAGCUGAAGGAUGCCAUUGGUGGCACCAGUAAGCGGGCUGUCAUCGAGCAGACUUCCGUGUUGAAGAAGCUGCUAUAA
Penicillium longicatenatum is the source of this 1392-nucleotide messenger RNA. RefSeq names its product argininosuccinate lyase ARG4. The transcript is spliced from 2 exons. The record is from RefSeq and is a predicted model, not a curated record. Lineage: Eukaryota; Fungi; Ascomycota; Eurotiomycetes; Eurotiales; Aspergillaceae. Gene Ontology annotation, molecular function: argininosuccinate lyase activity. Gene Ontology annotation, cellular component: cytosol. The coding region runs from base 1 to 1392 and encodes 463 amino acids.